Molecule: messenger RNA, 1347 nt
Organism: Nanorana parkeri
Lineage: Eukaryota; Metazoa; Chordata; Amphibia; Anura; Dicroglossidae
Gene: MID1IP1
Product: MID1 interacting protein 1
Exons: 1
Coding region: 481-939 (152 amino acids)
Biological process (GO): regulation of lipid biosynthetic process
Cellular component (GO): cytosol
Source: RefSeq, a predicted model, not a curated record
UACUCUCGGUCAUUCAGAUAUGUGAACCGGCUUUAUCCUGCUAUACUGCAAGGGGGUGGCACUUUCAGCUACACCUUUUCUUCCAGGGUAUAUAUACUGUGCUUGGGACUGAAAAGAAGCCGGUUGCCUGGUGCAUGUGGAUGGGACAAAAAAAGGAGUGCCUACUAUCACACUGUCUCUGAUCUUAAGUCAUUUCCAUGAUAAAGUAAAGGAGACUUGCUGCAACCACUGAAAGCAGUCACUACUGAGAAAAGCUCCCUGCUAAAGUAGCCAAGCUACCUGCCAGGAAACAGAAGCACAGCCGAUGAGCUGACACCGGGAGAUGCACAUAUAAAGCAGCUUAUCUGGCUUGUACGUUUGCGGCGCUGAUCGCCAUCUCCAGUAAAGCGGAUUGUGACACCUGGGAGUAGAUUGGUGGUGGUGGUGGUUCUUGUGCUUUCACCUGCUCGGGAUUUAUCACUGGCACAUCGCGCUGCAAAAAUGAUGCAGAUAUCUGAUACGUACAACCAGAAGCACUCCUUGUUCAAUGCCAUGAAUAGGUUCAUCGGGGCGGUGAACAACAUGGACCAGACGGUGAUGGUGCCCAGUCUGCUGAGAGACUUGCCCCUCGAAAUGGAGGUGAAGGACGAAGUCACCAACAGCAUCGGGGCUGCCAACUACUUUGCGAGGAGAGACAUGCACGGCUAUUACAUUUUGCUGAAAUCCAUCAGGAGUGACAUCGAAUGGGGAAUCCUGCAGGGAGACGAGCGCAAAAAGGACAAAGUGAGCUCUAUGGAUAUCAGCCGGCUGGAGGAUGCAGAUGGAGAGGAGGAUCUGGAAAAACAGUUCCAUUACCAUCUCACUGGACUUCACACAGUGCUCAGCAAACUCACCAGGAAAGCCAACCUCCUCACCAACAGAUAUAAAGAAGAAAUCGGAUUUGGCAGCUGGGGACAUUGACAAUAGUGGCUUAUUACAUUAUUUAGAUGUGUAUUAUUUGAUGGGCCGGGUUAUUGUUUAACAUGUUUUUUAUGUCGAUGUUUGUUUGCUAAAGAGGGUGAGUGUGUACCAUUAACAUGGAAAGAGGGAGUCAGGGAUCAUAUUAAGUCUAAUGCAUUCUGGUAUCGGGUUCACGGCCAUAACCAUGUAAUGAUGGAGGAUAAUUCCUGUACUACACCUCUCAUCAAUAUUUUAAGGUGCAGUGACUAAGAAUCAAUCUAGCACAGCCCUGGAUAACCCUUUCACUGCCCAAUGCUAUGAAUUCAUUAAUAUCUCUAUAGCUCUUUUCUAAGCAAAUUGGUUUUGGGGCAGAUAGGAGGUGAAGCAGCCAUCUUGGGUGCACUCAGUAGAAUAUCAAACUAGGGCCAU